GAAAUGUGGGCUUCCUGUUGUUUUAUGGAGCCUUCCUGUAAAGGAAAGAACGAAAAAAAAGUUAGGAUAUGUAAGCACAGGCUAGCCUCCAAGUGCAAGAAGGACACAGAGCAUUGUUGGGCAACAUGACAGCCAACAGAUUUCCCCUCGUUUUUGCUGUCUCUUUUCUUCUUAUGUGUGCCUUGUGUACCCCAGUAGGUUGUCUGGUGGAUGAAACGUUAUCAAUGCAGUCAGCCAACACAGUAGUGUAUCAAUCCACAGAGAUGACGAUCGAUAUUGCCAAUACCACCAUUGGAGGCACUACCUCACCAAGCGCUUGCGGAAAAAGCACUGUCAGCUGUAUGAACUUCCACAUUUUCUGCGACACUUUUUACGGGGGAGCCACCAUGGACUGCCUUUAUGAGCUCCUGGCGCACAUGUGCCUGUGCAACUUUGACAUGGCCAUGGCGGCGUUGAACACCACCGACUGGUGCGCUUGGGGCAAUGUGAGCGGGUUGUACAGCAACUUAAGCCUGUGCACCGAGAACAUCUCUGACUGCCUGAGCAUCCCGUGGCCCAACCCUCUGGUGGAGCAGACGUUUGUCGACAUCCACCACAAGUUCUUCAAGGACUGCCCCAUGGAGGAGCUCAGCGACCCGGCGCCGCCCAUCAUCUUCGCCCUGGUCAUCACGCCCAUCCUCCUGAUCCCCAUCAUGGUCAGUCUGGUGGUCCUCAAGACCAAGAAUGGAGAUGGGAGCUCCUGAUCCAAUUUGGGGGAGGGCCAACGAUCAAAAACAUCACUGGAGAUUUAGAAUACCAUAGGUGCUUUUCAGCCAAAUACAUCCUGGAACAUUUUGUUCCUGGUCGUGUUAUUCAAAGACCAAAACGUUUCCUAUGAUCUAUUUUAAUCUAUUUUCUGGGAAUUACACAAAUCAGGCCAAUGACGCAGGAAGGAUCCGGUUGAACCAUUUGCCAGUUCUGCCUUUGUUGUUAUAUUCUCUACCCUUUUUUAGUUUCUCCCAGACUCGUUUGGCUCAUCAGUUAUCAACCUUGUGAAUAUCUCGGCAUUUUCGUGUCAGACUGCCGUUUCCAGUUCCCUCGGCUUUCAUCUUUCAUCAUCAUUAGAAGAAAUGUUCAACAAAGCGUACCACCUCGCUGUCCGUUCAUCUUGUAGCAUGACGAAAUUGAAACGGUAAUGAAAGUGCCGAGCCUGCUCCAAAACACCUGAAACCUUUUUAUGAAGUUCUACCUUCUGAUCAGAAUCAGAAUCAUCUUUAUUUGCCAAGUAUGUCCCAAAAACACACAAGGAAUUUGUCUCGGGUCUUUUUUUGGAGAUCGAUUUGACCUGGCACAUUUUAGACCAUGAUCUUCUGAACGUUACCAUUUCCAGGAAAAACCUCCUGUGGAUCAAGUCCUUGCUUUAUCUGAAGCCACGUUUCCAUCAAGUGGUUAACUUCAUUUGACACGAGAAGGAUCCGGUCAAAACAGUUUGCCGGUUCUACAGUUUUGUUUUCUUGGCAUAUACGUUUUUACUUCGGACUGCCGUUUCCCGUUCCCUCGUCAUCUUGCUGUCCAUCCAUCUCAUAACAUGAUGACAUUGUUGUAAAUUAAAAUAGUUCCUAGACAUUUUUAACCAGCUCCCAAUCGGAGUUGGACUCGUGCCGGGGGAAAUGUAUCUACCCUAGAGGGUUAGGGGUUGCUCGAUUUGCCCUGGCACUAGAUUUUAGACCAUGAUUGUCUGAAGGUUCCUAGUUCCAGGGGUAAGUUCACAUGGACCAUCAACUCCUUGCUUUAUCGCAAUAAUCCACAUUUCUGCCAAUCGGUCGAGUCUAGUUUGGUCACGUAAAUCCUGAUGCGGCUUCUGUUUCGGGGUUUAGGGACGCAGUUAUUACAGUAACUAAAUAAAAAAAACAAGACGACAGUUUCUUCUCGACAUGAAGCUUUUUAUGACAAAAAGCAGUUUUGUGUUGUGCAAGCAGAGACUUUUCUUUGUCCAGCUGUGCCCCUUUUGACACCCACCCACUCUUUUUGGUGUCCCCACAGCAAGGAUGCCAAAAGUGAUAGACAACGGUGCGUUUGACAAACAAAUCGUACCAAAGUGAACAGACCUGUGCUACUUGGUGGAGACAGCCCCGUCAUCUUUUUAAUGACAAGACCUUCGUGGAUUGGUCGCACUUAAUGUGAAGCAAAUGACGACAAGCACCUUUAGCACAUUGUGUAAUUAUGACAAAAGCGCAAGAGCUUGCUAGUAAGACAUAUUUUGAUUACAUUGGGAGUUUUUGUCCCCCCCCCACACACACUAAGUGUUGGGUGGCACAGGUAGCUAGCUAUUCAUUAUAUUGAGUCAGCCCGGCAAUCUGCUCGGGUCGGGCAGGAUGGGAUGCCAGAGGUGAUGGAACACAGUUAUCAGGAGACGGAGCCGUCUUUCCUGCUAUUGUCUCCUUUUAAAAGACAAGCCUUCCUCCGCCAUCCUCAUCCUCUUAUGGAGAGCUGAUUUAUAUUUAACGUAAUUUCAAUGACAGGAAGCAAAAGAUUUCAAUAAUGUUUCGCCUUGUCUGAGUGACGAGAAAAAGCUCUUUGCUAUUUCGGAUUUAGUUGCUAUUUAUGUGAUAUUUCUGUGUAUUUUCUGAACUUCCUAUAGCGUCUGAGAGGAAACAAUACUAUGUACUGUAUUAUAAUAAUUAAAAAUUUCAAACAUUGAGAUUUAA
Phycodurus eques (leafy seadragon) is the source of this 2687-nucleotide messenger RNA. RefSeq names its product receptor (G protein-coupled) activity modifying protein 2 (gene ramp2). Gene Ontology annotation, cellular component: cell surface; membrane; signaling receptor complex. Lineage: Eukaryota; Metazoa; Chordata; Actinopteri; Syngnathiformes; Syngnathidae. Bases 126 to 743 code for a protein of 205 amino acids. Gene Ontology annotation, biological process: receptor internalization; intracellular protein transport; regulation of G protein-coupled receptor signaling pathway. The transcript has 6 exons. The record is from RefSeq and is a predicted model, not a curated record. Gene Ontology annotation, molecular function: coreceptor activity.